Sporothrix schenckii 1099-18 is the source of this 2097-nucleotide messenger RNA. RefSeq lists its product as uncharacterized. The transcript has a single exon. Bases 1 to 2097 code for a protein of 698 amino acids. The record is from RefSeq and is a predicted model, not a curated record. NCBI's taxonomy places the organism in Eukaryota, Fungi, Ascomycota, Sordariomycetes, Ophiostomatales, Ophiostomataceae.
AUGCUCGCUCCUCCCCGACCGGGCAUCUCGAGCGAGGCCUUCACGGCAAAACCAAUUUUGUCUUGUUCUCCACCGUCAACGUCUGCUACGUCGCCUUCUCCUGUAUCGGCCAAAGGACUCCCCACACCAGCGCUGGACAAGCAGCACCGACCGCCCACCCCGCGUCCAUCGACAUCGCCCACGCCUUUGCCGCCACCGGUAGAUCAUUGGGCCCAACCGAUGAGCACGGGUUCUGUCUGCCACGAGUGGGUGCUGGAGAGCGAGAUUUUUGGAGUUUCCCGCGAUCAAGGAAGAAUGGGCGACACCAAGGGGAAGGGGGACGGACAGGACGAGAAUGACGCCGCCAAGGUGGACCAGGGCGCAGACACAGUCGACAGUCGCCCGUACAAACGGCAGCGGGCGGGCCAGUCGUCUCGGAUCGAAACAAUGACGUACGUGCUGUAUUGCCCCAAUGGACGCAAGGUGCUGCUGCCGACGGUCGGCAUCGUCGGCGUGGCCCAGCUGUGCCUGUGGGCCGAGGACAGUGAGACCAGCAGCAGCAGCAACAGCAACAGCAGCAACAGCAGCAGCAACAGCAACAGCAGCAACAGCAGCAGCAAGACGGCCAACAGAGACGAGCCGCCCACGACAAGACCCAUCCCGCUGGUGCCUUCUGGGCCGCCGCAGCCCAUCCGCCUGUCGCCGCACCAGCGCAUGACGGUGCGGGAGCUCGUGCGCAUCAGCCCGCGCUUCCACUUUGUCAUGACGCCACACACGACGUCCCUCGCGCUGACCAAGGCCAUUGGGCUUGUGUGUCCCGCGGCGGCGGCCGCGAUGCUCGCCAGCCUCAACACGACGUCCACCACAGCGCCCGCCACCGAAACGGGCCACCUCGUGACCCACGUCUCGCGGCUGGUCGGCGGCCGCUGGUACUGCCGGCGCGCGCCGCUUGCGUCCGUGCCGCUCCUGUGGCCGGCCAACACGACGCUCGCCCUUCCCAUCACGCAGCCGCUGCCCUUGCUGGCCCUGCCGCGCAAGAUGACCGUGCACGUCGGACCCGAAACGGGCCCCGGUGCGCCAUGGCCGCCCGUGGUGCACGAAGAGGUCCUCGGCGAGGGCCUGACGUGCUUGCGCUACGACACGGCCAACUCGCUCGCGGUUGUGCUCAACCCCCUCAAGGGCCAAGUGUUUACGAUGCAGGGCGCGGCGAAAGGCGAGACGAAACGAAAGGAGAGGUCCGGUCCGGCACGCGGCGCCAAACGGCGCAGAAAGCGGUCGUCCUCUGCGUCGGCGUUGACAGCAACAUCCAAGUCGCCCGUGUCCAAGUCCAACUCUACAUCGAGAUCGACACAAUCCCUUGCAUCGGCGCCGACACAGCCCUCGCCCAUGGGCACACGCACGCUAAACCCAGCGGCCCAGUCUCCCCCGCCGGAGAAAAAGCGUGGGACAACGUCCCGCAUCAAAGCCGAACCCGCCGCCGGCCACGAGCCACUUCGUAUACAGGACCGGUUUUACGAAUAUGUACCACCGCGCGGCCGUGACCUGGUCCUGGACGUGCGCAACGACAAGCCCGUCCCUCUCCCCUUGCAUCCAAAGGCUGCCUUUGGCCCGCGCAAUCCCCUCACGGACCAGUCCCAGUCCCAGUCCCAAUCACAGCCACAGCAUCAAGCGGCCGACCGACGACAGCGCGGACCAGACUUGCAGCCGCUGCUCGCCGACGCGCCACGGCCGCACAUGCCCCAACGACUGCCACCGCUGCGCGGUCUGAUGCAGGAGGUGGAGGCACAAUGCCGGGCACAAGGGCCCGCGGCGGCUCGACCACCGAGCCAGCCACCCACACCCACAGCCAGCCCUGCGCUCCCUUCUGGACCGGCCGUGGCCUCCCACCUGCCGCAGCACCUCCACCAGUUCCUCCGCCAGGCACCCGUCGGCGCAAGGACGGUACAGGGGCGACAACGACUCCCUGCAGGCAAGGGUGGGCCGCAGGGCAUCAGCAUUACCAUGCAGCAGCACGUCAGGAGCUCGGCACAGUCGCGGUGGCUGUGGAACGGGUUGGUGGAUGAUGAUUCGGAUGUGCCCACGUCGGUCCCACGUCGGGCGUUUGGGGUUCCUAGGUAG